Messenger RNA from Lytechinus variegatus (green sea urchin), 1997 nucleotides. RefSeq names its product urea transporter 2-like. Lineage: Eukaryota; Metazoa; Echinodermata; Echinoidea; Temnopleuroida; Toxopneustidae. The coding region runs from base 1 to 927 and encodes 308 amino acids. Gene Ontology annotation, molecular function: urea transmembrane transporter activity. The record is from RefSeq and is a predicted model, not a curated record. Gene Ontology annotation, cellular component: membrane. The transcript is spliced from 5 exons. Gene Ontology annotation, biological process: urea transmembrane transport.
AUGUUUGUGCAGAGUCCCUGGCGGACUAUCUGCGGACUCUUGGCCAUGUUGUCAGCCCAGACUACGGGUCUAGUCCUGCACCUAGAUCGCGAUGGCUUGGACAACGGAGCGUUCUCGUUUAACGGUCUCUUAGUCGGAUAUGUGUUGGCAUCAAGCUCCGCUGCGGGGGAUUGGUAUGGGUACCUUGUUUUCCCCGUGAUCAUCUGUGGUAUGUUUAGUACGAUACUGAACAGCGCCCUCUCUGUUUUACUUUCUAACUGGGGUGUCCCGUCAUUCAACUUGGCAUUCAACGUCGUCGCUGUCUCCUUCAUAGCAGCCACCGGUCCUCAAAAUCCCCAUUUUCCCCAGCAUGGUGGGGAUUCCAACCCGAUCCCUUGGGGAGAGGAAGCUCUGGACUGGCUCCAGGUACUAGCAAGCAUUCCACGAGGUAUAGCCCAAUGUUACGGCAGUGACAGCCUCAUUACGGGUUGUUUAAUGAGUAUUGGUAUGCUCAUCUGCUCACCUAUCGUUUUCAGCCAUUGCCUAUUAGGUUCGACGCUCGGAGCUCUGACAGGUCUUGCUCUUGCAGCAACUCCGGCAGACGUCUAUAACGGAAGCUGGGGAUACAAUUCAGCUCUCACUUGUGGUGCCGUAGGGGGCGUCUUCUAUGUAUUGAAUUGGUCGUCACAUUUAAUGGCACUAAUUUCUGCUAUUUUCGCUGCGUUGCUGAGAGGGGCGAUGGCCCGAUUUUUCGCCGCGGCCGAAGUACCCGUGGUAGCAUUUCCAUUCUGCAUUGUCGCUGCUCUCUUCCUAUUGGUGGACAGUAACAGCAAACAGCUUUUGCGCGUGCCCGGUGACCGCAUGACCUACCCGGAAGAACAUCGUAAACUUUUUAAGUCGACCACGGUUGGAGUCACAAACGUACAACCCGACCAAGAUCCGACGUAACUUCACAAGCAAAUAUGAAUAUUUCUGGAACACUAUACGAUUUACCUCGAAUGACAAGUUUUGUAUGCAGCAGCGAGUAUCGUGAACAAAUAAAGACUUAUGAAAGCAUGUUUUUGAGCCAUAUUAUGUCCAAUUUGGUUCACAAUAAAUCUGUGAAUACCAAUUUUCUGUAGAUGAGCAAGACGACGUCUUAGAAUGUGCUUGUAAUGGAUGUUUGAGACAUCGAAUUCGCUAGAUAUAAACUAAAGUCUUCUUGAAUCAUUGAUUUCGACCUAUUAUCUCUUCUAACCAUCGAAUCUGAAAUAUUGACUCAACAUCCUUGAACCUGUACUUCGAUCAUGGGAGCAAGUGAUGGAGGAGUAGGAUCUGUUAUGAUGAUGAUCAGGAUUAUUUACAUCAUUGUUGUUUCAAUUACCAUUAUUAGUAUUAUUAUACUUUUUAUGAUUUCGUUCAUCAUGGGUUCGCCCUCACCAGCAUCAUUGCUGUUGCGAACAAUCACUAAUUUACAUUUCUACUAUUUCUGAAAAAGUAUAAUGAAGGCUUCUCAAAUCUUAGAUGGACAAGACCCACACGACUAUCAUGUUUUGUUAAUCAUGUUAAUCAUUGUUUUUGUAUUAAUUUUGUUCAUGUUAGCCGUUUCGAAGGGUUUUAGUAGGGGAAUUACGGGCAGGAAUGCUUCUCUUUUCCAUUCAUACAUAAUUAAAACACACAUUUAUCAGGGGCCGCGGAACUGAAGGGGUGGUUAGGAACUUGAGGCUUCAGCCCCCACACUUUUUUUUCCAAAAUCGUGUUCAAAUACGUAGACAAAAUGACCAUCUAAUUGUGAUUAUUUUUGGAUGGUCAGCCUCCACUUUAAAAACCGUCCCACGGCCCCUGCAUCUAUCAUUGUCUAUUUGAGUUUACCGAUCGGUCCCAUGGAGGUAAAGUAAGCUCCUGUAACAUAAGGAUGGCUUUAAUCACACGAACGAAACGGACUCCAGGUCGCUAAAAGUUAUUACGUUCUUUUGAAUUGAAUAUUACACUGUAAAAACUGCGGUGUUAAAACUGACACCAAUUGGUGUUAAUAGAGG